AUGGACUAUAUUGAUUCGCUUCCUUCUUCCUACAGUAGACCAAAAAUUGACCACUUUACCGUAAUGGUGGCUGAUCGUAAUAUCCGUGUGGGAUGUGCUGCAGCCACAUAUGAUGACACAAGGGUUUCAUCGAAAAGACAAAUCUUCCUGGUGGCCUGUAAUUAUGCUACCACAAAUAUGCAGAAUCUCCCCGUUUAUGCCAAAUGUGAAAUUCCAGCAAAAUCUUGUAAAAGUGGAAACAAUUCACAAUAUCCAAAUUUGUGUUCUCGCUCGGAAAAAUAUGACGUUAAUAAGUGGUACUAA
Molecule: messenger RNA, 303 nt
Organism: Musca vetustissima
Lineage: Eukaryota; Metazoa; Arthropoda; Insecta; Diptera; Muscidae
Product: scoloptoxin SSD976-like
Exons: 2
Coding region: 1-303 (100 amino acids)
Source: RefSeq, a predicted model, not a curated record